This is a messenger RNA of Danio aesculapii, 3180 nucleotides long. It is a transcript of the gene stat1b, whose product is annotated as signal transducer and activator of transcription 1b. The coding region runs from base 88 to 2244 and encodes 718 amino acids. Gene Ontology annotation, biological process: response to peptide hormone; defense response; cell surface receptor signaling pathway via JAK-STAT. The transcript has 23 exons. Lineage: Eukaryota; Metazoa; Chordata; Actinopteri; Cypriniformes; Danionidae. The record is from RefSeq and is a predicted model, not a curated record. Gene Ontology annotation, molecular function: DNA-binding transcription factor activity, RNA polymerase II-specific; RNA polymerase II cis-regulatory region sequence-specific DNA binding.
AAGCAGACAGUUUAGUCUACGCGUGUUUUAUCUGCUUAUCCUGAGAAGCACUCCUUUAGUGGCUUGACUAAACGUCCAUGUUGAAAGAUGACGCUCUGGAACCAGCUGCAGCUGCUGGACUCCAUGUAUUUAGAGCAAGUGGAUCAGCUUUACGAUGAGGCUUUCCCAAUGGAGAUCCGACAAUAUCUAUGUCACUGGAUUGAGAGUCAUGACUGGGAAUCCAUUGCAAGUAAUGAAUCUCUGGCUAUCGUUCGCUUCCAUGAGCUCCUGAACCAACUGGAUGAGCACUACAGCCGUCUCAAUCUGGGAAACAACUUCCUCUUACAGCAUAAUAUUCGCAAAAUCAAGCGCAACCUACAGGAGCACUUCCAAGAGGAUCCUGUUCACAUGGCUAUGAUCAUAUCCAGCACUCUGAACAAAGAGAGAAAGAUACUGCAAGUUGCGCUUAGUUCUCAAGGUAAGAGUGACUCAUUGCAGGGGAACAUCAUGAUGGAACAUCAAAAUGAGCUGGUCAAUAAAGUCAACAAUUUGAAGAUGAGCGUGCAGGAGAUGGAAAAGGACGUUCAGGCUCUGGAGAAUAUGCAAGAUGAUUACGACUUCAAGAGGAAGAGCUUACAGAGUCGAAUUGAAGCUGAAGGUGUGCAAAUGAAUGGCCCGAUAUCAAAAGAGAUCCAGGAGGAGGAGAUGGCAAAUUGGCAAAUGUUUAUUGUGCUAGGCAUGAAAAGAGAGGUGGUGAUGAAAGAAAUCUCUAAUGUACUGACGUUAGCAGAGCAGAUCCAGUUCACACUGAUAACAGAAGAGUUACCCGAGUGGAAGAAGAGACAGCAGAUGGCUUGUAUCGGAGGACCACCUAAUGCAUGUCUAGAUCAACUGCAGAACUGGUUUACAGUGGUGGCAGAGUGUCUCCAGCAGAUCCGUCAGCAGCUGAAGAAAGUUCAGGAACUGGUCCAGAAAUUCACCUACAGCAACGACCCGCUAAAUGUAGGAAGGGGCCAGCUGGAUGAACAGGCCAUUUCACUCUUCAAAAACCUCAUAUUAAAUUCUCUUGUUGUGGAGAGGCAGCCCUGUAUGCCAACACAUCCUCAGAGACCCUUGGUAAUAAAAACAGGAGUUCAGUUCACCGUCAAGAUCAGGUCACUAGUCAAACUCUCUGAACUGAAUUGUCAACUGAAAUUGAAAGUUUCUAUUGACAAAAAUUUAACAGAGAGGGACACAAUAAAAGGAGGUCGAAAAUUCAACAUAUUAGGGACGAAUACUAAAGUUAUGAACUUAGAAGAAUCCAGUGAAUGUCUAGCGGCUGAAUUUCGUCAUUUGCAAUUAAAAGAAAUGAAAACUAGCAGAACCAAUGAGACGCCUCUCAUCGUUACAGAGGAGAUGCACCUACUUAGCUUUGAAACUCAACUUAUUCAGCCAGAGCUGAGUGUUGAUUUAUCGAUCAUAUCACUUCCUAUUGUGGUGAUCUCACAUGUCAACCAGUUACCCAGUGCCUGGGGCUCAAUCUUGUGGUACAACAUGCUCAGCAGUGAACCACACAAUCUGACGUUCUUCUUGAAUCCACCACCAGUGAAAUGGCAUCAGCUUUCAAAAGUCAUAAGCUGGCAGUUUUCUUCAGUCACCAAACGAGCGCUGACCUCAGAUCAGCUGAGAACACUGGCUGACAAACUUCUAGGUCACAAAGCCCAAGGUGACCCUGAGGGACUCAUCCAGUGGAGUGCAUUUUGUAAGAUGUCUCCUAAUGAGAGAGGUAUACCGUUUUGGUUGUGGAUAGAUGGAAUUCUGGACCUUAUUAAAAGACACCUGCUCAACAUCUGGAAUGAUGGGUAUAUUAUAGGGUUUCUGAGUAAAAAGCAAGAGAAGGCUAUGCUGAGAGACAAAGCUCCAGGCACUUUCCUUCUGCGCUUCAGUGAAAGCUGUCGGGACGGAGGAAUCACCAUCACAUGGGUGGAGAAAUCAGAGGAUGGUGAACCUAAGAUGCAUUCGGUGAAGCCCUACACUAAAGCGGAUCUGGCAACUAUCUCCAUGCCGAACAUCAUCCGUGACUACAUCCUUGCUGCUCCAAUGAAGGUUCCAGUGUAUCCCCUCAUCUACCUUUACCCAGACAUCCCAAAAGAUGAAGCUUUUGGUCGCUACUAUACCAGCGAAUCUGAAGAAGAGAUGGAGACAGAUAAACCCAACAACUCACACGCAAAUCCAUACAAAGACAGACGUUUGAUGUCGGUGUCUGUACCUGUUGCAAGAUUCUAAAGGUUUUAAGAGGACAUCACUGUGACAAAGUCUACUACUCCACUGACCCAUCUACAGAAGCCCAAACUUAUAUUUUCUUUGGAAGAGGAAAAUACUGUAAUACCAUUCAUAGGAGUACAGAAUUUACCAGAAAACAAUAAUAGACAACAUAAAUAUCUUUGCACUGGUCUUCUCUGUACUAAAUUAGUGAUCUGCUGCAUUUAUUUAAAACUGAUAUGAAAAAGGAGACAUUUCCUUCUGUCUUUUAUAGCUAAAAUAGUGUGUAUCCUGUUGUUGUUAUAUACACACACAUACACACACACAUUUAAAUGUGAAUGUAACUCUCAUGUUGUUGCUAGGAAUUUUAAUAACAACAUUUGGUGAGUUUGUGGACCUGUCAGCCACAUAUUGCCGGCAUGGAUAUUUUCAAAUACUCUGAAAAUCCUUUUUUGUGAAGACAUUUGUUUGUGAAAAGGACAUUUUUCUCCAUGGAGUGAAGCACUUUAUUUUUGCACAUCACAAAAUCUUUAUAUACCAUUGCCUUAAUUGCACAUGUACAAACCAACAUGCUUCAGUCUAACAGAAACGAACAACAUCCUACCUUCUGCAGUCAAAGAAACUGGACACUUUUGCUAUUCAAGCUAGCAUCAUUUUGUUUCUAUUGCUAUUUUUGCUCUCAAAUAUAAUCAGAUUGAGCAAACAGUAAGUGUAUUUGAUGUGCUGUCCAGAGGGAAAACCCCAAGCUCAUGAUAUAGAGCGAAACCAUAGAGCGAAGUUGGCUGGAUAUGUAUCAGAGUAUCAAGUUUGGAAGAUUACAUAAACAAGUUUCACCUGUGCCAGAUUGGCUGAUUAUAUCAUAAUGCUCCUCCCAAACCAUGUUAAAAAAUAUAUCAUUUAACAUAAGACAGUGUUACAUAAUGUGAUGUACUAAUAAAGAUUUCUGCCAUUUUAUACUUA